Molecule: messenger RNA, 4830 nt
Organism: Xenopus laevis (African clawed frog)
Lineage: Eukaryota; Metazoa; Chordata; Amphibia; Anura; Pipidae
Gene: xdh.S
Product: xanthine dehydrogenase S homeolog
Exons: 36
Coding region: 106-4113 (1335 amino acids)
Source: RefSeq, a predicted model, not a curated record
CUGAUUUAGGGAUGAGAGUGUUCUUGUCACAGUUUAGAUGCAUGGUUUGAUUCUUGUAAAACAGACAUAAUAAUCCUGUGUGCUGCUUCUGCAACGUCCCCUGCUAUGGAGCCCAAUAGGAGCCCUGAUGAGCUGCUCUUCUUUGUGAAUGGGAGAAAGGUUAUUGAGAAAAAUGCUGAUCCGAGAAUGACCUUACUGACCUAUCUACGGAGAAAAUUGGGAUUACCUGGAACCAAGUUGGGUUGCGGAGAAGGAGGGUGCGGGGCCUGCACUGUGAUGGUCUCACGAUUUAAUCAGUUCCAGAACAGGAUAGUACAUUAUUCAGUUAAUGCCUGCCUGGCACCCAUAUGUUCCCUGCAUCACACAGCGGUGACAACAGUUGAAGGUAUUGGGAGUGCAAAGACACGACUUCAUCCCAUUCAGGAAAGAAUUGCAAAGAGUCAUGGAUCUCAGUGUGGUUUCUGCACACCAGGAAUUGUUAUGUCUAUGUAUACCUUAAUCCGGAACACAUCAGAACCCACUAUGGAAGACAUUGAAAAUGCAUUCCAAGGGAAUCUAUGCCGUUGUACAGGAUAUCGGCCUAUACUUGAGGGGUUUAAGUCCUUUACUAAAGAAGGAUGUUGUGGCAAAAGGACAGAAAAUGGCUGCUGCAGAGAUACGAAUGGUGCAAAUGAGGAUAUUUCAGUGUCUUCAGCUCUAUUUGAUCCAUCUGAGUUCAAACCCCUGGACCCUACACAAGAGCCAAUUUUCCCACCGGAAUUGCUGAGUUAUGAAAAGCCUCCUCCAAAAUCGCUGUAUUUUAUGGGUGACAAUAUUAUGUGGCUCCAGCCUUCAAAUCUCGAGGAAUUAUUGGCACUCAAAGUUCAAUAUCCAGAUGCUAAACUGGUUGUUGGAAACACAGAGGUCGGUAUCGAAACAAAGUUCAAGAAUAUGCAGUACCCAGUGAUCAUUGCCCCAGGCCUGGUUCCAGAAUUAAAUAUUAUUGAACAUAAGGAAGAAGGGAUCUACUUUGGAGCAGCAUGUAGUUUGUCCACCAUGGAAGAGGUGCUCAGAGAAGCAGUGGCUCAUCUCCCAGCUUACAAAACAGAAGUGUUCCGAGGAGCCUUGGAGCAACUGAGGUGGUUUGCAGGGCAGCAGAUACGUAAUGUAGCAGCGGUAGGAGGUAAUAUUAUGACAGCGAGUCCGAUAUCUGAUCUGAACCCUGUCUUCAUGGCAAGUGGCACUAAACUACAUUUAAUUUCAAAAGACAGCACCAGAAUGGUCCAGAUGGAUGAGACGUUUUUCACUGGAUACAGAAAGACAGUAUUGAAGCCUCAGGAAAUUCUGCUUUCCAUUGAGAUUCCAUAUUCCAGAAAGUGGGAGUACUUCUCAGCCUUCAAGCAGGCGUCAAGGCGGGAGGAUGACAUUGCCAUAGUAACAAGCGGGAUGAGGGUUCUGUUCAAACCUGAAAGCCACCAGGUGGAGAGCAUUCGGCUGAGUUACGGAGGAAUGGCCCCCAUCACUGUUAUGGCAAAGAACACUUGCACGGAGCUUGCUGGGAAAUAUUGGGAUGACAAACUCUUGCAAACGGCAUGUCAGCUUCUCGCUAAAGAGAUGGCGCUGUCGCCUAGUGUGCCAGGGGGAAUGGUAGAAUAUCGGCAAAUUCUGACUCUCAGCUUUUUCUUCAAGUUUUACCUCACAGUGCACAAGAAGCUGGCACUUGAUCUAAAUGGAAAUAACAAUUUUGUAGAGACCAUCCCUCCUAAAUAUGAAAGCGCCACAGAAUUAUUCCAUAAGUCUCAUGCAUGCAGCGUGCAGCUCUAUCAGGAAGUUCCAGAAGGACAGAAAGAGGAAGAUAUGGUUGGACGACCCAUGGUCCACCUUUCAGCUACAAACCAAGCAACAGGAGAAGCUGUGUACUGUGAUGAUGUGCCCCAUUAUGAAAAUGAACUUUAUUUAGUGCUAAUAACAAGCACCAAGGCACAUGCGAAGAUCAUUUCAAUUGACACAGAGAAAGCUGCGCUCACGCCAGGAUUUGUUCGAUUCCUGUUCGCUAAAGAUGUCCCAGCCAGUAAUGUAACGGGAAUUGCACAUGACGAAACCAUAUUCGCUGAAGAUGUGGUAACAUGCGUCGGACACGUUAUUGGCGGUGUUGUUGCAGAUACGCAAGAGAAUGCACAAAGGGCGGCUAAACUUGUGAAGGUCUCUUAUGAAGAUCUUAAACCCAUUGUCACCAUACAGGAGGCAAUAGAACAAGAGUCAUUUUAUAAACCCAUAAAGAAGAUAGAGAAUGGCGAUAUCGACAAAGGUUUUAAAGAAGCAGAUCACAUUUUAGAAGGAGAGAUCUAUAUAGCGGGGCAGGAGCAUUUCUACUUGGAAACAAACUGCUCCAUUGCCGUUCCCAAGGAGGAAGAUGGAGAAAUUGAAUUGUUUGUCUCCACACAGAAUGCAACCAAGACACAGAACUUUGUUGCAAAAGCUCUGGGGGUUUCAUCAAACAAGAUUGUGGUGCGAGUAAAGCGUAUGGGAGGUGGUUUUGGAGGAAAGGAGUCGAGAAGCACCGUUGUAUCAACAUCCAUUGCCGUAGCUGCACAUAAGACUGGGCGCCCCGUUAGAUGCAUGCUAGAUCGGGAUGAAGAUAUGUUGAUAACGGGGGGCAGACACCCCUAUCUGGGGCGCUAUAAGGUUGGAUUCAAGAAAAAUGGGAAAAUAACUGCUCUAGAUAUUUGUUACUAUGCAAACGCGGGCAACUCUGAAGAUCUUUCCCAUGGGAUUAUCGAUAGGACAUUGUUCCACAUGGACAACUCAUACAAAAUCCCCAACAUUAGAGGGCGUGGAUUUUUAUGUAAGACCAACUUGCCUUCCAAUACUGCAUUCCGUGGUUUCGGGGGACCUCAGGGCAUGCUGGUUGCAGAAGCGUGGAUGAGUGACAUUGCCCAGACUUGUGGCCUUCCAGCAGAACAAGUGAAACAGCUGAACCUAUACAGUGAAGGAGACCUGACCCACUUUAACCAGAAGCUGGAGAGCUGUACCAUUCGCAGAUGUUGGGAAGAAUGUCUGAAACAAGCAAAUUACCAGGAGAGAAAAUAUUCUAUUGAAGAAUUCAAUAGGCAACACAGAUGGAAGAAGAGGGGAAUUGCAAUUGUUCCAACAAAGUUUGGGAUCAGUUUUACUGUGGCCUUCUUAAAUCAGUCAGGGGCUUUGGUUCAUGUGUACACGGACGGAUCAGUUUUAUUAACACACGGCGGAACUGAAAUGGGGCAGGGACUUCACACCAAGAUGGUCCAGGUUGCCAGUAAGGCCCUAGGAAUCCCAACCUCUAAGAUAUUUAUAAGUGAGACAAGCACCAAUACUGUACCCAACACGUCCCCAACAGCAGCAUCUGUCAGCUCGGACCUGAACGGAAUGGCAGUAUUUAAUGCCUGUCAGAAAAUUUUGCAGAGGCUAGAACCUUAUAAAACCGCUAAUCCUAAUGGGCCGUGGGAAUCCUGGAUCUCUGCCGCUUACCUGGACAGAGUGAGCCUCUCAGCCACAGGAUUUUAUAAAAUUCCUGGCAUUGGUUACGAUAUGGAGAAGAAUGAGGGGAGACCAAGUAAUUAUUUCAGCUAUGGAGCUGCCUGCUCUGAAGUGGAGAUUGACUGCCUGACGGGAGAUCACAAGAAUUUACGCACAGACAUAGUCAUGGAUGUAGGAACGAGCCUCAACCCUGCGAUCGAUAUAGGUCAGGUUGAAGGUGCAUUUGUCCAAGGCCUGGGGCUCUUCACCUUAGAGGAGCUGAAAUAUUCUCCAGAUGGGAUUCUAUACACUCGCGGCCCUGGAAUGUACAAGAUUCCGGCAUUUGGCGACAUCCCCAUCGAAUUCAACGUGUCGCUUUUACGCAACUGUCCAAACGAUAAAGCAAUCUACUCCUCCAAGGCUGUUGGAGAACCUCCCCUUUUCUUGUCGUCCUCCAUAUUUUUUGCUAUAAAAGAAGCGAUCGCAGCAGCAAGAGCAGAAUCGGGAAUUACUGGCACAUUUAGACUGGAUAGUCCCGCCACACCAGAACGGAUCCGCAAUGCCUGCGUCGAUGACUUCACUAAACUGUGCCCAGUUCCAGAACCAGGGACAUUUGUACCCUGGGCCGUUAGAGUGUAACUCUCUGGGACCAUCCAAUGCUCUCUGAAACCACAUGUCUGACCUGACACCAUGAGUCUAAAGAAUCACAUCGUACAUUUUAUCAGCCGGAUCAACAAAUCUCUUCUCAUCUAAAGGAUUUAUUUUCCGACUUAAAACAAGGGAAUCGCUUUACUGACAAAGUGUAUUUAUAAGUUUGUGGGCAAACAUAGGGUCUAAUCCUGUUGCUGCUAGACCUGUAGAUUCUCAUUACCAACCAUUUUCAGCUGAGGUGCCCCUUGUCACAUUAAUUCUAACCCUUUGAGCCAUAGGCCAUGCCCCUUUAUCAUAUACUGGCCUGUGGAAGGUGCCAGGGAGAUUGUUGUUAGUCUGAGAACAACGGCAGCUAAGGCAAGGCUGAAAGUGAGUCAAGAGGGAAAUAAUUCUUUAUUCAUCUUGUAAUAUUCCCAUUGCAUUUAUCCAGCAAGAAAAACCUACUGAUAUUCUCUCCCCUACUCAUCCUCCUUGCACACAGUAUAUAGUUCCCAUGUGCAUUUCUGUCUUGCAAGCAGAAUCCCUCAAAUAUAAACUUGGCGCACAAAGUUAUUGUGGAACUUUAUAGACAAAUACCUGACAUUAAUGUGAUUGUAUCAUGAGGACUGAAUCAAUCGUGAUGUGACUGUGUCAUUCCCAGUGCUAAUAAAGUAUUGCCUGUACCUCGUCAGAAUGCAAUUCAAAUAAAAAGGAAUCUGAAAACAA